AUGACGGACGAAAGCUCAGCAUGGAUUGAUCGGGGUCGCAUGGCAGUCCCGGUCAGUCAAUCUGGUGACUGGGACGAAGUGGGCUCAUCGUUCAAGGCCUCAUUUGAGCAGCUUACUCAACCAGAAGCGACGAAAAGUCGACCCAGCCGGGCAAUCAGUGCAGCACGACGUUCCUUCCGACCGCACUGUCCGCAGAUUCGAUUCGCAAUCUUCCACGGCCUCGCCGAUGACACGCGUUGUCGUCGACGCCCCGCGGGACCGCCUCUUUCAUGCGUCAUCCCAGCCGCCGUCGCAUGUCGAGAGGCUGCACUCGACCACAGCGUCUCCGGAGGAUUAGGACCAUCUGAAGUCGCAAUGACCUCGCAUACCGGCAGGUUGGUUUGA
Messenger RNA from Protopolystoma xenopodis, 384 nucleotides. Lineage: Eukaryota; Metazoa; Platyhelminthes; Monogenea; Polystomatidea; Polystomatidae. The record is from the annotation of a GenBank genome assembly.